UGGCGGGGCACGCACGCCGGAAGUGCCGUGCGCAGCGGUGCGCGCAGGGCGGCGCUCCGGCGGUGUCACCGGGCGGCUCCGGGCCCCUUUUGCCCCCGCUCCCCCGGCCCCCUCCCCGCCGCCCCCGCCGCCGCUAUGGGCACCAGCGGCUCCAAGUCGCGGGGGCUGUGGCCCUUUGCCUCCACGGCGGCGGGCGGCGGCGGCGCCGAGGGCCCCGGCGGGCAGCAGGCCCUGGCCCGGGCUCGGGCCGCACGCGCCGCGGCCCCCUUCGUCUUCACGCGUCGCGGCUCCAUGUAUUACGAUGAGGAUGGGGAUCUCGCCCACGAGUUUUACGAGGAGACAAUCGUUACCAAGAAUGGGAGGAAGCGCGCCAAGCUGAAGAGGAUUCACAAGAACCUGAUACCUCAGGGCAUAGUGAAACUAGAGCACCCUCGCAUUCACGUGGAUUUCCCGGUGAUCAUCUGCGAGGUGUGAGUCACCAGACAUUGCUGCCUACAAGUGGGAAGCCCUGCCACACUGCCCCCAGCCCCACCAGGCAAGGCUGCAUCGCACUCCCGCCCGAGGAAGACUCUGGGCACGUGGUGGGGACAGACAGUGGCUCUCCCCUCGCCUGGAGGUGAGGUGGCAUGGAGCAGGCCAGGCUGGGCUUGGCUGUUGUUCCUCACAGGAGAUGGGUGACCUUGUGCAAUGACUGCUUACAAACACUCUCGCUUGAGUCAGAAGACUAAAAUAUCUUUUGUAGCCUCUAGCCAAUGUUUGAUGGGUAACUAGAACUGCACGAGCUGCUGUGAUUAAGCUGUUAAAGGGAGAGAAAACCUGCACUUCUCACCGGAGAAAAUCCCCUGCUUCUCAGGUAUGCAGCCCAGGGAGAGCCAGGGCAAGGUAACAUGCUGCCUGGGGCCCUGAGGUUCUUCGGGCCUGCUGGUUAUAUGGCCAGCAUUGUGGCAUGUCACUUGGCAUGAGUGUUAUGUUGUGCUCCCCAGGAUGUAUCUGUUGAUGGAGGAUAAAUGGGGCAGGCUGAGGGGUCAAAGCACAUCUGGCUGGCUGCUGUGGUCCUCUUGGGAAGAGGACUGAGAUUGCAUGCCACUGUCUUGGACCUAUCUCUUCCAUCUGUGCAUUUCCCUGCUCGUACUGGCUCUGGGGAGUUUGGCUUUGCUGCUGCCUGCAGUCCCACUUCCCACAGGAGAUUUCUGUGGUUUGUGGCCGCUGCUGGCACAGCGAGGUCCCCAAUUCUGUGGUGGACUUGCCUUCCUCAUUAGCAAGCUGCUCCUGAGCACCAUCCCUUGCCCACUGUGGGGCCAGGCUGCUGUGCAAGGCAUCUCCUCAUAAUCUAUUCAUCCCCACUGCUGUCUCAAACAUACCUCGUGGUGGGGUGGGUCUUGACAGAAAUAAACAAGAAGAAAAUCAUCUCUUCCCUCACCAUCCCCCAAAAGCAAUCAAUUGGUGUGCCUGACCUGACUUGGAAAUCUCCCUGGCGAUGUGAACUACAGUUCCUCCCAUCACAGCUGACGCAGGAGGAGAAACGUGGUGCACUUUAGAGGGAGGCUUUCUGCUCCAUCUCAGAAAGUCCUGCUCUUUUUUCCUCUUUCCUCCCACUUGAGAAGGUUGAGGUUGCCUCAGCAGCACCGAAAAACCUCCCCCUGCUGUCUGUGGGUCCUGAGGCACUGAGCCAACUGCUGCAGGGCUGGGGAAAGGCCUGGCCCUUACAGCUCCCUUGCCAGCACUGGAAGCCACUGCUUCCCUGCUUGGCUGCCCCCAGACUGGGUGGGUGGAGGAGGGCAAGCAGUGGGCACAGUUUUAAACUGGGUUUGAGCUUGCUUCCCACAGCAGCCCGCUCGGCUUUCCUCCUCUUUUUUUGUUCCAGAACUUAUUUACUUUCUAAGCACUUCAGAUGUUUGCUACCUCGAUUUUUAAUUUAAGCUGCUGGCACUUGGCUGCCAGCCCUGUUGGUGUCUACAUUGGAUGUAUCCAUCCCCACGCCCUCUCAGAGUUGCCUGGGCACGGGGCCACAUUCCUGGCUUCGUGGAGAUAACAGUGGCGUGGCUGUUGCUGUCUUCCUGUUGCCACCUCUUCCCUCUGCAUCCCUCCACCCGCUGUUCCCAGUGACAGGAGCAAGCACAGAGGGUGAAGCGGAUGUGUUGGCUGCCACCAGGCAGGGAAACAGGAGGGCAGGGCUUUGUCAGGGAGUUUGUCUACACUGUGAUGCUGGGCACUUCUUUCAGCAUCUUUUGUUCUGCAUCCUGCUUGCUUGAAAGAGUUUUGUCUUAAAACAGUCACCCACUGAAGUGUUUCUUACUUGCAUCACCUGCUUUUGAGUGUCCCCUGAGCCAGAUCUCCCUGGGAAAGGCAUCCCUGGGGCUCCACAGGAGAGCAGGAGCUGCUGUCACCAGGAAGAGGAGAGCAAGCUGUGGCCAGGCUGCCUGCACCACUUUACCCUGCUGCUGUCUGAAGGUGCAAGAAGCUGCACCCAGACGUGCCUUGUGUGCUGGAGAAUGUGAAGGAGGAGUGGAGAUGAGGCCGGUAGAGUUGGUCUGCCCCAGCGGGGAGCCUCUUCUCUGGCUUCCAGCCAAAAAUCUGACAAGGCACGGCCCAAACUCCCAGGGGGAUAGAGAGUGAGACCAGCUUAGCUAGGAUGUUUUUGUCCUUCCUGACAGGCUGCCUACCCUUGCCCUAGAGCAUCAAACAUGCUUCCCCUUGAAAAAACUUGCCUUCUCCCACCCUCUAUGUCACUGGAGUGGCAGUGAACUUCCACAGGCUGCCAACACACUUUGUCCUGCCCAGCUUCUUCCCAGGCUAGUUCCUGAGCAGUCAGCCCCCUCCCCCCUCCCCUCUGCCAGCCCCCUGCCCCCCUGCAGCAGUAGGGCCUGGGGAGCACCUGGAGGGUUCUUAAAAAUGUGAAGGUUGCUGUAAAUAUUGUCUAUGUCCACUGUGGUGUUGGAGCAAGCAAAAAAAUAAUACUUUUAAUUAUUUUUUUCUUCCUUUCUUUUUUUGUUUUUACUACUCCUGUGUGACAUUGUGCUUCCCUGUGUGGAUGUGUAGCCAAACCCUGCUCACCAACACUAGGCUCUUUGCUCCUCUAGCGUGUGGGUAGAACCCAUGGGUUUGGGAAAUGUACACUAUUUAUGGUCCUUCCUCCCAGUGCAUCUGUCCACUUUUGUUAAAUUUCAAUAAAAUUAUUUGUAGAGCACACAA
Pogoniulus pusillus (Red-fronted tinkerbird) is the source of this 3192-nucleotide messenger RNA. It is a transcript of the gene TUSC2, whose product is annotated as tumor suppressor 2, mitochondrial calcium regulator. The record is from RefSeq and is a predicted model, not a curated record. NCBI's taxonomy places the organism in Eukaryota, Metazoa, Chordata, Aves, Piciformes, Lybiidae. The transcript is spliced from 3 exons. The coding region runs from base 136 to 474 and encodes 112 amino acids. Gene Ontology annotation, biological process: inflammatory response; regulation of mitochondrial membrane potential. Gene Ontology annotation, cellular component: mitochondrion.